UAUUGCCCGCGUUAUCGUAAUAGUGAAAGUGUUUUCAAGAAAGUUAUAAAAGACGGUUAGAGUGAACGCCGCGCGUUUUGUUUAACUAACCAUCGAAGGUAAACAUGAAGUGCGAUAAAUAAUCCCGACGUCCUUACAGUUCCUUUAAAACCCCACUAAAGCAUUAAAGCUCUCGCAUCACUAUGUUGUUCUUGUGUCUGACCGUUUUGGUCAUUUUGUGGGCCAUUGCGCGCCUGACUUUGGGGAUUACGCGGAGCCCCACAUGUCUCGUGGGCAAAACGGCCCUAGUGACGGGGGCAAACUCCGGUUUGGGCUACCAGACUGUGCUCAAUUUGGCCUCAAGGGGGUGCACUGUGAUAAUGGCCGAUGUGGCCGACAUGGAAGAGUCCAAAAAACAAAUCAUCAAAGCCACAAACAACCCCAACAUUAUUACGAAAAAAAUCGACCUGACUUCGUUUAAAUCGGUGCGGAAUUUCGCCACCGAAAUUUUGAAUUCGGUCGAUAAGUUAGAUAUUUUGUUCAAUAAUGCGGGGAUCGGGGUCUCUCCCAGUGAUAAGACCGGGGAUGGAUACAACCCGGUGAUGCAAAUCAAUUAUUUUGGACAUUUUUUGCUAACACAUUUAUUAAUUGACUUGUUGAAACGCUCUGCCCCGAGCAGAAUCGUCUCGACCUCCUCUCUCCUCGCUUACACUAACAAUUUAUCAGUAAAAAAACUCUACGAAACGAAAAGUCCCGACAGCACAGUACCCCGAACGUGCCUUUACGGCAACUCUAAACUCUGCCUCAUCAUAAUGACCGAUAUUUUGGCCGAAAAAUUGAAAAACACCGGAGUUACAGCGAAUUCGGUUCAUCCAGGUCUAGUCACGACUCCAAUUUUCACAAACACUUACACAGUGAUUAAAAACAAUUUUCUGUCAUUUUUAUCACAAACUAUCCACGCAUUCUUUGCAAAGGACCCUUGGGAGGGCUCCCAGACUAUGAUCCAUGUGGGCGUUGAUAAAAAUUUGGAAAAUGUUACUGGGAAAUUUUUCUCCGAUUGCAAGCCCUUUGUGAAGCCUCGCUGUGCGUACGAUAAGGAGUGGUGUCGGAAAAUUUGGGAGGAGACGGAGAAAAUCGUCGAUUUGGCGCCCAGUGAAAAAAUUUAACACCGAUAAAAUACAUUCCUUGCAAUGUGUUUAUGUAAAUUGCGUCAACGAUCGUUACAUGUGUUUUACAUUAAGAAUGGAUAAAUCGAUUUAUUGUUAUAACUUUCAUAAUUGAAUUGUAAGUACUGUAAUAAAAAUAAUGAAUUCAA
Messenger RNA from Tribolium castaneum (red flour beetle), 1294 nucleotides. Its product is annotated as retinol dehydrogenase 12. Lineage: Eukaryota; Metazoa; Arthropoda; Insecta; Coleoptera; Tenebrionidae. The record is from RefSeq and is a predicted model, not a curated record. The transcript has 4 exons. The coding region runs from base 183 to 1145 and encodes 320 amino acids.